This is a messenger RNA of Porites lobata, 10859 nucleotides long. The record is from the annotation of a GenBank genome assembly. NCBI's taxonomy places the organism in Eukaryota, Metazoa, Cnidaria, Anthozoa, Scleractinia, Poritidae.
AUGCGAACGCGCAAUAUAUCUGAAAGCCAAAAUGUGAGAAACAGAGAGAGACAAUUUGCUUGGCAAUACGACAAAAUAUACUUUCUGAAGGCAGUAGUUAGGUUUAUCCACUGAAUGAAGCAUUUUCCAGACUCUUCACUGCAACAUCUCGUAACUGUUCCAGGUGAUUUCGGCGUGGCGAACCCUUCCUUUUGAAGGUGCACUUAUUUUGAUAGAAGCCGUCCUUUACUUAAACGCCACCUCAAAUCUAGCACUGGCUUAUCCGUUAAAACACAAGCGCCAACCAUUUUUGCCACCCACCGCCCCUUUUCACUUGAUAACCAACUCUUCCACCUUCAAGUUAACCAGUAGGCAUGACUCAGAGUGACUAACUGGAUGAACUUUUGUUAACAAAGAGAAGCUUCUCAAAACGAUAUAUGUCGGAAGGGCACAACACAUGAAAAUUUUAGUCUUGACGAAAAUUCUAAUUUUUCGUUACCAAAAUGUAUUUUGAAUCACGACAGAAUAUAAUUGGGUUUUUUAUUCGCGGCUGAAACCCCUCUCGGAACCCACCCCUUUAGAAAUACUAAAACCAUUGUGAGAUGUUCAAAAAAGCCCAACUGACGUUUUGAUAAGUAAACGCAAGUGUUAUUUGAUGGGGAGUGUAAACUUCUGUGUAAAACUUUGGACAUUUAAUCCGAUCAAAUUUGUCGACGGAGGCACGCUAUGUAUUCUAGAGACAGUAUCAUCAACACAAGUUGUUGUUUAAGAUACAGUUAAGGACGUAUUAAGGUAUCAAGCGGACAUGAUUUUUAGAAAGUCCCCAAAUUGUUCUCUCCAAAUGUUCUGUAAAGCAAACCUGUGUGUGUUCAAAGCAAUCACUAGCGAGGUUUUACGGUAGUUGGCCUAUCUUCCUCUUUCCCUUUUCAUUAAAUGAAUUUUUUUUUCUCAACAGGAGUCUGCCGCUGUGUACUGUGUUAAUGUAAAGGUUUGUUUCUGUUCUAAAUUGUUUGUUGCUUAAUAAAGUACUAUCUUAUUAAGAGCACUGCAUUGGAUUUUUAUUGGAUUUUCAAUUAGUGCUACUGAAAUUUUGAUAACAGUGCCCCUGUUAGCAGUGUGCUCCAAAUAUGAUAUCGCUAACUUAACUUACCCGUGGUAUUUUGUCGUUGUCGAGAAGGCACAGAAGGCAACGUUAAACUUCUCUGAGGGACACCACUUAAUAUGGACUUGCCGUUGAGCUGUUGUUUUCUGGGUUCUCCUCGGCGGGUUUCUCGCAUUUAAUCCGACGCGCUCCAACCAUGUGACCUGUCACGUGCCAGCGAGCUAAAUACGUUGAGGCUCAACAAGUAAGAUCAAAAUUGCAUGUCAUGUCGUGGGCGGCCUGUUUUAAAACAAGAACAAAUUUGAAUCACACUAUGGUCAGAUAGUGCGGAAUUAGUAACAUGAAAAAAACUGAAAAUACAACCCCACUCCGGGUUGUAAUUUUCAAACUAUUUAUCAAACAGUCUGUGCGCUACUCUCACGAAAGGAAAUGGUAGGUCUUAACCUAUGUCACGUUUGAUUGUUAUGUACUCGUAAAAAGAAGAUAAAAAAUACCAUUCCUCGUGGAGUACACAAUUGCGAAGCCUCGUGGUUCUCCACAGGUACAGACUUAGCGAGAUAUAUUUAGCCAAACGGAAAUAGAUUUGAUGUUUUGGUUUUAGAACGUGUUUGAUCGUAUCAGAGAUGCUAAGCCGUUCAGUGGAAGGUAAAUACUAAUUAGCGACGCUUGUUUUCUCAAACAAAAAAGUGAUUGCCUUGCGUCCCUUGCCUUUUAAACAAUUUUUAUUGCGACGUUCUCCGUCUAUAUAAUAUUGUCAUUCCUAUCAAGAAUUUAAUGACAUCUGUAAAUCUGAAGAAGGCUGUAAGGCCAGCCGAAAUAUUGUUUUACAAAAAAUCAAUACACGUUGUUAUCAGCUUUCCAGUAGUCUUUGGACUUCUCGGUUUUGGUUCUUAAUAUUUUAGCUGAUUUGAUCUCUUUUCUAGAGAUCCAACGUUGACAACCAGCAGGAUGUUCGUCCACGGUUUUUCCUGUUGUUUUGUUUGUCACAGUGAGUUCCUUGGAUCACCGGAGGGCUACCAGUAUUCCACCAAAAGGUCCAUGAUCUCCAGUCGCAUUGUAAUGGGUCACUUGAGGCGGCAAACAAUCAAUUGUUUUUAAAGUUUCCCAAAAUUUUGUAUUCGAAUUUUUCAACGGUAAUCAGUGGCUUAGUCUUGCUAAGUUCCUAGAUGAGAUAUAGCUUCCAAUGCUAAACUGGGAAUCAAUUUGAAAGGAGUUCCUGGCAUUCGUUACGUGGAUUUUUCCAUUUUCAUAGGCUCCUGAUAGUACACAGUUUCAUUAAACUUUGAACAAUUCUGUUCAACAUUUUUUUCCUUAAGUAUUCGAAACUUUAAGGCCUACCUAAACUUAUGUACAAACAAUAUUCUACAUGUCGAAAAUAUAUCUACUGAUUCCGAAAACGAAACAAAGAAAAGUACAUCAGAGAUAACUUUAUCAUUUUUAAUUACAGUUAGUCAAAAAGCGAAACUUUGCGGUUUUGGUGUAAACUUUUUUCUGCAGAGAUAACUGAAAGACCAUCAACAUUGUUGCCAGGGAGGUUUCUCCUCCUCCCUUGAGAACCAUCUAACCCCGGGGUGGGGGCGGGGGGGAGGAACUCCCAUGUAAAAGUGAUGGGAUGCUCAUCGGAAAAUUAAAAUUAAACCCGUAAGAGAGAUUAUGAUGGGUGUUGCUCAAGCUUAGAGAAUUCACUAGGGACAACGUGCAAAGAAUGGAAUUUGCUGCCACUUAUGUAAGAUUUAGAAGUAAACAUGUCUGUUUUUGCAUUGUCAGAUUUGGACAUUAUCAAGUCGCAAACCAUUAGCUAUUUUACCUGUCUAAACUUAUGUGCUUUGUCAGGCUGCCUGAUGAAGUGGCUCGAGAUUUUUAACCAAUCAAUAAGCGUGCCAUGUUAGAUUCUCUAACACUGUCCACCCGAUUAAGUUAACAAACCUUAAUCAAACUUAACUCCCGGUCAAAUAUCAAAUUAAAGCGCCUUUGCGAAUAGUGGUGUAGGAGCUUGAUAAGAGCUUGAUAGUGCACCAGUAAUAAUGAGAAUAUAUUUUCCUAUUUGUAAACGAAUGUCUCCUCUUUUGUUGUCACACUGUAUGUAUUUUCAGUAAUCUGUCCCACCUUCGUGUUGAUGAUUCGUUUCGUGACUAAGUCGCAUUCUGAUUAAACAAUAUGAUCUUUGUAUUAUCCGUUCGUCUCUUUCCUGCUCGGGGAGUUUCAAGGUCAUAUUUAGCCCGAAACGAUUAUUCAUUUUUAAGGCAAAAAUUAAAUGGCAGUCAAAGCUCAGGGGCACCCAAAAACGGUUUCCUCCGAAUCCAUUGAAAAGACUUUUAAGGCUACCCAGAUACUUUUAGAUCUCUAGAAAUGCAUUGUAAGCGGCGCUUCCAGGGUGCCCCUGGAAGCUCUCGUAAGCGAUCAAACGGGUCGUAACUUGAGCUGGUCGCUUACAAGAGUGGUAGCAAGCAGAGUGUCGACUGUUUCAACUUGAAAUAAAUCACAAGCACAAUGCACCAACAAUGAAGGUUUUUUUGUCUGAUUUAAUUUCGUUGAGUUUUUCACAGUGAUGACCCUCUUCUGCAGGUGAAGUUAACAAAGCGGUUGAGGGGAUUAACCGAGAGCUGACGAAACUAUGUCACGCGACAUGCGCUUGAUAACGUUCAGUGAAAACAAAUAAAAACUGAGAAAAACACAUCACACGAGUGCUUGUGAAUUAUAUAAUAAUAACCAAAAAGAAAAACAAAAAACGCGGAGUUGAGUCGGUUAUAUCAUAGUUGAAAUAACGGAGAAGGUACUCGAUCGACAUCAGAGACCUUAUCGACUUCUUUUGUAAACAGGAAUAUUUAUGAACGAAUUUACGAACUUGCUUUUAAAAGCCCAGGUUUCGAAAAAAGAAAAAAAGGAUAAAUUUUUGAAGGUUUGUUACGUAAUGAGAUAUUUUUCAAGACAAGGAAUGAAUAAAAUUGAAGUACAAUAAAUCACAGCAGAAAAAGAAAAAGAAAACACCAGUUCAGUUACACAUGUUUCAAAAUUAUUCCUUACCUAAAGCGUCCUAAUACGAGCUUCACAAGGCAAUAAAUAUGGUAUCCUCUCUUCAUAGGACGACCACGACAUAUAUUUUAGUUAUUUACCAGUGAAUAUCGCAGAUUUAAAUGAUGUUUCGCUAAACAAUUCACCAGUAGACGGGAAAUGAUAGAGUUGGGGAGUAACAAGAGUUCCGCUUGAGAAUGCAUUCAAAAAGGCGUUAGGGUAAUUAUCACUUUCUUUCAAUGCAAUCGUACAGAUCCCCCGCAAGUCGCCAACAGUAAAACAAAAGACCACCCCGUGUGAUUCAAAACAGUAAGGAACAAUAGAAAAGCUUUUUUGAAAUAAAUCGAUUGGAUUUUGCUUGGUUAAUAUGUCAGUGAGAGGUUUUAAUACAUCCCUGUAAAACAGUCAUUAAAUAUUUCGGAAAUUUCAAAAACCCGCAUGGCAUCCAAAACGUUUUACGGUUUGUAAAAAUAAUAAUAAAUUUAACAGUUCUCCAAGGGUGUGUAGACUAAUUGUUUUAUGCACUUUGUUUGACUCAGUUGGUUUCUUCUCCAAUUUUUCAAGACGUCUAAAAAUGGUUAACUGUUACGAUACUGCCACGUAAAUGUUUACAUUGACUUAACCUUGACUAUUUAGAUUCGAACUUGCUUACAGAUUUGAAUUCCUGAAUUUAUAAGCUUUUUGUAUUUUAGUUAUCCUUGAAGUUCCAUGACCAGGAUUAAUUGGUUCCUCUUUGUUGGCACCUCAACUGAUUAAUUCUGUUUGCUAUCUUAUCGGUAUAAUUUUGUAGUUCUUCUAACCGCUGCUUAUUUGGCAUAAUUUGUCUUACACCAAGGACUGAUACAUGUACACAAAGCCUUGCAAUGUGACAUUGUCUUAUUUGCUCUUUUUAACGAAUCAUGACUUUACGAGAGAGACACUUAGGAAUCAUACUGAAAAUAUUUAAUGUCAUUCACGAUAGUCUCAUUUGACUAAAAGCGAGGUUUCGUCUUUUCUCCUUCAUAGAGGCUCCUGCUGGUUAUCCUAAUAAAAAUAGCAAUAAUCUAGACUACAAGUAGAGCCCUUAUUUUCCCUCAGGGAUAGUGGAGCGAGCGAAACGCAAGCGCAAGUGAAAAUCACCCCACGCGAGAAAGGCGCCUUCCUCGCGAUGGGUGAUUUUGACGCGCGCUUGCAUUUCGCUCGCUCUACUAUUCUUGAAAGAAAAUAAAGGACUACUCGUAGUCUAGCAAUAAUCUCUUUUUUCCCUCCUGUCCCCAGCCUCCCUAUGCACUCACUUUGAGCGCUUACCAUUUGUACGGAAAUUUCGGUGAACUGAUUUUCCGUCAAAUGGUACUGGUGUUUUUUCUGAUACCGAAAACAGGAACGGGAUUGAGUUGUACCAUUCACAAAAUACCAGUAAAUUUUUCGGUUUCUCUUGACAUGAAGCCUAGCACUAGUAAUCCGAACAAAUGGUACAGAAAAUCACCGUCGUCUCGGUAAGAACAGGAAAAAGGUAAUACCACAAAAGGUGUUACUUUUUACCGGAAAAUUUCCACCGGGAUGAACCGUUCCAUUUGAAUUCUCCACGGAAUUUCCGGGUUUUCCAUACAAAUGGUAAGCGCUCUAUAUACCUAGAUUUGGGUAGCGCUUCUGAUUGGUUGGUUGACAAUUAGCGUCAUCCAAUCAGGAGCUCUACCCAGAUCUAUACAUAUUGUCACUUCAUCAGUAUGGAAUUUCUGCGCUCGUUCCUCAGACGGGGAGGUGUCGCGAAAUGUAGGCUGUUUUUUCAGGGAAUGAAGUGUUCUAUUAUGAAGAUACGAAAAUUUAAAUUAUUUUUCUCUUUGUUUUUGAGGCUGUGGUCAAAUUCUGUGAACCGAGUUCUUCCACGUGAUAGUACUCCUUCAUUUUUCAGGAUAUUCAGAAACAAAACAACAUUUGAAUUCUUUUUUCCAGUUAUGGCUUCAAGGGUAUUUUUUUUAAAGCUAAGAAAGAAGUGUAGUGUCGCGAGUCUCCUUGUCAACCGCGUUUAAAAUGAUAUUUAAGACUGCAAAACAAGGUUGCCGUUUUCGAAAGGUUAUUUGGAAGGUUUCCGUAUCGAUUAUUUGUGUAAAAUGUAAAAUGAUUCAUUCACGCCAAGACGACAUGAUUGGUAGAGAGGGAGAUAAAUUAAACAGCAUAUCACUUUCAGAAAAUAAUUCGUUAUAGGUGCUUUCCAUUAGGAUAAAACAGCCUUAAUCAGAUGAAUUCACCAUACUGGAGGCGCCAAUCGAGCGACAAACAUGAUAACCAGCUUUAAGGGAAGUAAUCUUCAAGGCAAAAUAAAAAUUAGUAUUUGAAAAACCAAAGUUUCUUAUCAAUUGUUAACAAUUUCUUACAAAAGGCUCGUGAUCGGUCACCUUUCUCGUCUUAUUUUCGGUGUUAUGUAAAAACCCGAAAUAAACACCUUUUUUCCCGAGGCUGUUUUUAAUUCAUUUUCUUAAGAUAUAGAAACUUGUUUACAUAAUUCAGCGCUAAACUCUCGCAUAAAAUCAAAAGCUAUUCUGACUUUCAACUGAACUUGUCAACUACCACCCAAGCACUUAAAGAUAAUGUCCUCGAUAAUCCAUGUUGGUUUGUUCGUUUCCAUUUAAGUUGUGACCUUCUUCAGUACUAAAAGCUUUGAAAACAUAACUGUUAAAGACAGACCAAAACAAAGCACAUAACACAUUUCAAAACAUCCGCAAGGGACUUUAAAUUUACGACCACUUAAAGUGAACUUUUUCUUUCUCCACUACGGACUACUACGAAUCAUCGAUAGGCGUCGUAGCUGUCGAGAACAGCACUUAAAAGAAGGAAGCUAAUCACGUUGCUGUGGGCUCGAGACAUUCAUCAGACAGAUAUUUGACACAACUGUUAGCUUUCCCUCGAAGAACAAAUUGAACAUCAAAUAAACAUUUUCACCUGUGCUUGGGGCUAUUGUAAUUUUAAGCGUCGAAGCGCUUAGAAACUGUCAGUCUACGAUGUUUUUUGCCGGAAGGCCUUAAAUCUCUAGAAGGCAAGUUAUUGAUAGGCUUUUCAGUUUUUGUGAACAUUUUUUAAAUUGCAAACCACCAGUAAUGCUAUUUUCGUUCAUUAACUAUCUGCAGGCCAGUGAAUAAAGUGUUAAAUCGGCAAGCUGUCGAACACGCAUCAACACGAGUAAUCCUCUAUAAAAAAUCCUUUAUGAUUUACAAUAAUACUAUCGUGAAUUUAAUAUACCUUGAUUCUUUAUUUCAUCUCCUAGUUUUCCGUCUUGUCUAAUUAUGUUGCUGUCAACUUGACUCUCUAAACGAGAAAGUCUUCAGAGAAUAUUUAGGAAUGACGGGAGUUCAGCGACUCAAGGUCUCCUUCAGUAAUAAAGAGUUUAUGGUGAAUUUCGAAGAACAGACUUACCUUUUAGUAGAACUGAGUUACUUAUCGCACAAAAAGAUAAUCACUACUCCCCCUUGGGGCAUUAAUGGCCUAAAACGUACCUCGAAUAACAAAUGAAGCUGUUUGCAUGGCUGUUACUCUUCCUUACUGAUAAAACGUUUUCUCUCAACUCGUUUUGAACAACUUCCCUGUAUAAAUUGGAACCCGAUGCGAGUUUUAAGUGAUGCAAGCGCUAUGGCCUUUUAACUCAUUACUGAGAAAAUUGCUUUCAUAAUUUGUCAGUUGUCUCGCAUUUUGUGACAGGUGGAGUUGUAUUAUCAGAGAAAAAGUUCUAAAUUGAUAAAAAUCAAUUUACAUGCUAGAAUAUUCAUGCCAAAAUUGCAAUGCCCGAACCGACCUGUCGGUUUCCAAUCCAGGGCAUCUAGGGAGUCAUUCUUGCUCCGUUCGUUCAGUAAAGAAAUAGCUUUUAGUCGUCCGAAGAUGCUCUCAUCUCUAGUUCAAAAGUUAGCUUGUUUUGUGUGAAGAGGAAAUAGAUGAUCCUUGUUUGAAUAGGCCGUAAUAAAUCGCGAAUAAUUUCUAUUUUUUACCAAACUCGUUUGAAAAUAAACAGAAAAUGAACGCCGCAAGAAACCGUCUGAUGUUGUAGUAUGCAAAUAUCAGUCGGUUAAAAGCUGGCCCAUCCAUCCAUUUAUAGUCUUUUGUCUUAGUGGUCGGAAUCGAGUCUCGUACUGGCUUCUACACGUGACUGAUAAUGUUACUGUAAGCUGCAUUGUGGACAAUUCAAUAAACUGCUGGUCAUUGGUUGGCAGUUCCCGAAAGCGGGGAUCAAGACUCAUUGGGGAAACUGAUUUUAUGUUAACCCAAGAAAUAGUCGCAUUUUAACAUGCGAUUAGUCGUACAAUAAGCUUGUUGAACUAUUUAGACAAUCCGCUAAAAAUUAAACUCAGAUUAUAAAAGCUAUUGAUUAGGUUUUCUUCCAAAAUAACUAAACAAUUAACAGAGUUUCGUUAAGCAAAUUUUUGCCGCAUAGUAAUUACUGCUUCUUGUCAGAUUCAAGUUGAUUGUGACAAUUUAGACUGGUUGGUGGGAUGGCUGCAGACUGAAAGGGUAUAAAUUAUUACUGUACUUUAUGUGUAAGAAAAACUAGAUGAAACAAACCUUACUCUGAAUUUCUUCUUUUGUAACCAAGCUCGUCGUGCCUAAAAUGAUGUUUAAAAAAACCUUGCCAAGAGAGAAAAAAUAGCUUUAUCUGAGUCAGUAUACAAGUGCAUCGUAAGUAUCGCAAUACCUUUUAACAAUCAGACGUCACGUGUUACAUGGUAAUGAUAUUUCUAUAUUUCGUUGAAUUGAUAACAGCAGUGAACCGAGAGACGAUCGAACUAAAUUUAAGCUGAGGAAUUAAUUAACGUUAGAGACCGUCGUAUCGAGUAUAAUGAAUCCAACCCUCUGCCCUUUUGAAAGAGAUGCGAGUCUAAACUCCAGGCACUUUUCUUCGGUUUUGUUUUGUCUCUGGCUUUGUCGUUUGUUUUGUUUGUUUACUAUUUUCUACUUCUCAUAUCAUGUUAGAUCCGUUUUUGUUUAAUUCAAUGUUAAAAACAGGCGCAUGAAUAUUCAAGAAGCACCUGAAAAGGCAACUUAAAAAGUUUGUUUAUGAGGAUGGACGAAUUUCACUAAAAUACAAUUUCAAUCCAAUGUACUGUACUUAUGACAAUUUAUUCCUCCUGAUAAAAAGAUGAUAAGUUAGGUUAUUAAAAAGCUGGUUAAAAAGUUGGCCUUUCAAGAGAGAAAACUCUAAGUUUUCUUAAUUCGUUGCAGUUAAACAGGAAGUCAAUGGUUAUCGACUUUAAUAAACAGCUAUUUCAUUUAUCUCACUUUGGGAAGAAGUUCUUGAACCGAAAAUCGGCAGCACAUCGGUUAAAAAAUACAUAUGUCUUUUUAACUUACCUUGUUGUCGUUAUCUCCUGCCUCGAGGACUGAAAAAUAUUCAAGUUGAUAAAAAUUACGAAAGGAGGCGUCACAUGAGAUAUAAAUUUAAUAGAAUAUUAAUACUGUCACUUUUAGAGGUUGAGCAAACUUAAUUGUCAAAUAGGAAUUCGAAGGUCUUAAUAUUGAUACGUCGGUCACGACUCUUUUGCAAUUUCCAUAACAUAAAAGCACUCUGCAUUUCACUUAUUCUGCCUUUUUUUGCUGUCAUUUAGGGUCCCUUUAAAAUUUCAAAGGAGGAUUGAGACAUUAUCUUCUCUUGAGAUCUGUUUUACUGCCCCUGGCUGAAAUAGAAAAAAUUCACAUACAUGAGUGGAAUUAAAUAAAGCUGAUUUAUGUAAAGUCCUCAGAUUUAUUAAUUUUUUGGCCACGCAUAUAUAUAGCGCAAUAAAACAAACCUAUGGGCAAACACGGAAACAGGUGAGGUCACAAAAGCGUGGCGCACAGCAGACCACAGUAACAUUCUUGGGAGAAGAGUUCAAAAAUAUUUAGUUGUGCAUGUACGCGCAGUUAUCAAUGGCUUUGGUAAGCUUCAGUGUAAGGGUUGUCAGAGAUCUUACUUAAGAUUGAAAAAGUAAAAAUUUGCAGAAAUUCCUAAUCUAACACUACUGCUGUAAAUAACUUCUCUAAAUCGCCCCAGUUUUACGCAAAUUGAUAUUAAUUCUUGUCAAUAAAUUCAGCUCAUCAGAUUUUGUUCCGAGCAUCAAGAUGUCACGAAGACCAAGAAAAAAAAAGUUUCAAUUUAAUCUCUUCUGCCUGCCAUUUAAAAGAAAUAUAGUGUACACCAUUAUACAGAAACAACCCAGUCAUCCUUGUAUUCCCGAUUCCGCACAUCCAAGUCAUCCUAGUCAAACGGUUCAUCUCAGUCAUCUCAGUCACCCUAGUCGUCCGACUCAUGCCAGUCAUCCUAGUCACACUAGUCAAGCUAGUUAUACCAUUCAUCCAAGGCAUCCAAGUCAUCCCAGUCAACCUGGUCAUCAAAGUCAUCCUAGUCAUGGCGGUCGUCCUAGUCAUCCUGGUCGUUCCAGGCAUACUGGUCAUUCCAGUCAUCAGUGUUCUCCUAGUCAUUGCCGUCAUCCAACUCAUCACGGUCAUCCUAGAAAUCCCAGUCAUCUUGGUCAUUGCAAUCAUCCAAGUCAUCUUAGUCAUCAUAGUCAUCCCAGUUAUCCCAGUCAUCCUAGUCAUCGUGGUCAUCCCAGCCGUCACAGUUUUCCCACUCAUACGAGUCAUCCUAGUCAUCGCUGUCAUCCAAGGUAUCCAAGUCGUCCCAGUCAACUCAGCCAUCCCGGUUAUCCUGGUCAUCCUAGUCAUCCUAAUCAUCAUAGUCAUCCCAGUCAUAUCAGUCAUCCUAAUCAGUGAUUUUGUUACAAAUAGUUAUGGUGAGCCCUGGGAUUCAUCUUGUAAAAAAUCAUGA